UUGUACUCUGUGGUUUGUUUUUAUUCCGUUUGUCGGUCGUUUUGUUUUAUAGUUUCAACAAAUUAUAAAUCAAUUAAUUAACUUCGAUAGCAGUUAAAGUUCAUCGAUAUCGCAUUCGCAGGUUUAUAUUUUCUUUACACGUUCAAAUAUGAGUCGUAAAGAAGCUCUCUCAUCGUUUAUUCAACAAAUUCACGGACGUCCCGUAGUCGUGAAACUCAAUAGCGGAGUUGAUUACAGAGGGGUUUUAGCCUGCUUGGAUGGGUACAUGAACAUAGCGUUAGAGCAGACAGAGGAAUAUGUCAAUGGACAACUCAAAAACAAAUAUGGAGAUGCAUUCAUCAGAGGCAAUAAUGUUCUGUAUAUAAGCACACAGAAGAGAAGGAUAUAGUACUUGUAAAAUAAUAAUAGUCAAUGCACGCUUAAACAAAAAAAUAUUGACACAGAUUGUAAAAAUAAUAAAUAAAUCAAAAUUUCAAAUAUAUCUAUUCUGUGCUGUAAUAUUACUUAGAUCUGUAAUGUCUAUACCUAAUUCAAGGUAUGUUUUAACUUUUAACUUAGCCUUGUAAUGAGUAUGAAAAAAAUAACUUUUCUUUGCCCUUGUAUAAAGAGUUAAAAGAGUACCUGCACUAAGAUUAUGAAUAAGAUUUUUUUUCUUCAUUCAUUUGACCCUGAAACUACAAUCAUACUACAUCGUUUUUAAUUUCUACGGAAAGCAACAUUAUCAGCGAUCAGCGAUUUGAAGGGAACGCGGUGGGAGGGCAGUCUUUGUAAGUGUGCAUUGACAUUAAAACUAGGAUAACUAUGUAAGUAAUUUGUACUUUAAAAGCAUAUUAUACAGUAAAUUCUUACUUUUAAUAAUUAGUAUUUUAAUAUUUUACAUCUACUCCUCAAAUACACAGUGUAUACCUAUUUGUUCAGUAAAUCACCACUGUAAAGAAUCUUCAAUUCUGAGUUAUUUAUUUUUUAAUUUUCAACUGACUUCAAAAAAGGGAGAAGGUUCUCAAUGGGGAUGAUGACUAGGUUUAAAUAUAUUGAUUUUUAUGAUACAUUCGGGUAAAAAGGGUCAAUGUUAACUAAUUUAUACAUAAAAAGCAAAAAUUGUCUGGAUAUUUGCAAAAUAAAUAAGAUUAUAAAAUUUCAAAA
Bicyclus anynana (squinting bush brown) is the source of this 1143-nucleotide messenger RNA. RefSeq names its product U6 snRNA-associated Sm-like protein LSm6. The record is from RefSeq and is a predicted model, not a curated record. The coding region runs from base 149 to 388 and encodes 79 amino acids. Lineage: Eukaryota; Metazoa; Arthropoda; Insecta; Lepidoptera; Nymphalidae. Gene Ontology annotation, molecular function: RNA binding. Gene Ontology annotation, cellular component: sno(s)RNA-containing ribonucleoprotein complex; P-body; U6 snRNP. The transcript has 2 exons. Gene Ontology annotation, biological process: maturation of SSU-rRNA; mRNA splicing, via spliceosome.